This is a messenger RNA of Linnemannia hyalina, 1788 nucleotides long. Lineage: Eukaryota; Fungi; Mortierellomycota; Mortierellomycetes; Mortierellales; Mortierellaceae. The record is from the annotation of a GenBank genome assembly.
AUGGAUAUCGACAGCACGCAGCCGCACGUCGUGGACCAGAGAACGGACGAGGCCUCCACAGAUACUUUUCUUAACGAUCAAUACACGUCCUACGAGACCCACAACCAGCACCGAGACCUUCAGGCACAGUCAGAGCAGGAGGCACAUCCAACUGCAGAAGCUGCGACUCACGAUGCCUGGCAAUCUCAGAUAUUCCAAGUAUACGAGUGCAGCUUUGACAGCACAUCCAAUAGACCUGGCAACAACGGCGGCAUCGUCAAGACCUUCUCCACGGAGAGUCUCUUCAACAUGACCGUAGGUGAGAGUCGGGCCACGAUGGGGAUUCAAGACGACAACCUCAAGAUGACCAAUGGAAGCGAAAACAACUUUUUCAAGGCACUCAAAUGGUCUCCGGAUGGGUCGUGCCUCUUAUCUUCGUCCAACGACAACUGCAUGCGGAUAUUUGCUCUACCAGACUUGACAGCCGAACCCAAAGACACCCAACUGAACCCAGGAGUGCUGAUCAGGGAAGGGGAGGUCAUCUACGACAUAUGCUGGUAUCCUGGCAUGAACAGCGCCGAUCCUGCGACCUGCUGCAUCAUUUCUUCCAGUCGUGAUCAUCCAGUUCAUCUCUGGGAUGCCUUCACAGGAGAGCUAAGGUGCUCAUAUACGCUGGUAGACCACUGCGAAGUAAACUUUGCGCCCAAUGCCCUUUGCUUCAACCUGGAUGGCUCAAAGAUCUAUUGUGGAUCUAACAACAUGAUCCAAAUAUUCGACACCACGCGACCAGGGAAGGACUGUCAAAAGAAACCAACAGUACCCACACGCAAGAGUAAAAAAGGACAGAAGGGCGUCAUCUCUUGUUUAGCGUUCAACCCCGACCAUUCCGACCUCUACGCCGCAGGAUCGUUUCUAAAAUCGAUCGGGCUAUACGAUUCGAGAGCUGAAGAAUUACUGUUGCUCUUGAGGGACAAGAAUCAGCGUGCCAAUGGUCGACGUGGGAAGCCUUCGCCUAUAGUCGCCGCGAAUGACGAUGGUGCUGGUCCUGGAAAGAAUGGAAGCGACGCGACUUCAUCAAAGCCGAUGGGGGGGUUGACGCAGGUCCAGUUUUCCCCGGAUGGGCUCUACUUGUAUUCGGCUUCGAGACAGGAUCCGUUUAUUCGCUGCUGGGAUAUCAGAAAUACGGCUAACGUGCUGUUCAGACUGGAGCGACCGGGAGAAUUGACCAACCAGCGGCUUGGGUUUGAUGUCUCGAGCGAUGGAAGGUGGCUUUCCACUGGUGAUAUGAACGGCGACAUCUCUAUCUUUGACCUGAGCAACCCGACCAACCCUGAUUCAGAAAGACUGGCGUCACGGAUACGUGGACACAAUGAUGUUAUCUCGUCGGCAGCGUUCCACCCCACGGGAUCAAUGUUGGCAACCAACUCAGGUCAACGCAAGUAUGAACUUUCCGGCUCCAGCAACGCCGAUUCGGACUCGAACUCUGAUACAGAUUCGGACGACGAAGCUCUAAGUAACAGCGGUCAGGCGACAACAUCGAUUCAAGACAAGGAUUUUGAGCCAGCUGUGAUUGACAACUCGAUUUGUCUCUGGACUCUGCCUGGAGAGUAUGUAUGGUACGUCGAUGGUCAACGGUGGACCGGCCAGUCUGCUCAGGAAGGCACUACUGUAAACGGAGAGAGUGUGGCAGCGGGAGAUUCGACCAUGACACUAAAUGAGCGGAUAAUGUUUUCUUCGACGCCUUCGGGAGAUGUGCUCAUGGAAACCACAACAACAGCAACAGCAACAGAAGCAACGAGCUGUGAAUAA